Aureobasidium vineae is the source of this 2184-nucleotide messenger RNA. NCBI's taxonomy places the organism in Eukaryota, Fungi, Ascomycota, Dothideomycetes, Dothideales, Saccotheciaceae. The record is from the annotation of a GenBank genome assembly.
AUGGCAUGGUCAGGCAGUGCCGACUUCUCGGGUCUCCAUCAGUCAUCGACCUCGACACCCUUCAACGGAGACGUGCCGCAGUCGCUGCAGCAGGUCCAACACCAGCAGCAGCAACAGCAACUCACGCCCUCAUCGUCAACGACAGCAGGCCCGCCGAGGAAGAGGAAGAAGAGCGAGAUCCAAGAUGACACCAGUCCGCCGGCAGACACGUCAGGAGGCCUGGCAAAGGCGCACCCGGUGAAGAGAGCGUGCAACCAGUGUCGGCAGCAAAAGCUACGAUGCAACAUCCAGACCGAGCCAGAGUUCCAGCCGUGCGCGCGAUGCAUCAAGCACAACCUGACGUGCGCCAUCGACCCAGGCUUCAAGCGACAGGAGAAGCGACAGCGACAUGCCGAGAUGGAGCGCGAGCUCGACACGCUCAAGAACGAGAACGCGAACCUGCGUCUGCUUAUCACAAGAGGAGGAGGCAUGCCCACCGGAGAUCCUGCACAACCUCCUACUUUCCCGCCGCAACCACCAUACGCAAGCGCGAACAACCCAUUCCCGGGCCCCAAUGAAGCAGCUGCUUCGCGAUCAUUACUCGACCUGGCACAAGGCAGCAUCGACUACCCGACACGAGAGCCGACACUACACACACUGGGGAGAGUGACUCUGACCGAGAACGAAGUCAUGGACCUUGUCGGAAUCUACUUUGCGCGCUACCAUCCAUACCUCCCCUUGCUGUCUCCUGACACGCCCUACACAGCCUUCUUCGCCAUGUCUCCCCUACUGCAUUGGACCAUUCUCACAAUCGCCAUGCGCCGCUACGAAGGACGUCCUGGACUGCUACAAGAGCUGCGCCGCUCAUUCACAGACCUGAUGUGGUCUACAAUCGCCUCGGAUCCGCAGUCGUACCACAUUGUCAAGGCUUUGGUUCUCAUCUGCACAUGGCCCAUGCCUAGCAGCUCGACGUCUCACGACCCGAGUAUGAUGCUUUGCGGAACCAUGGUACAGCUCGCCAUGCAAUUCGGUCUCCAUCGUCCUUCACAUGCCCAAGACUUUUCGCGCAAUCGCAUCGAGUUGCGCGAGGAGGACAUCCAGGAUCGCAUGCACACUUGGGUUGCUGUCAACUUGCUCGCACAGAACACCUCCACUGGUUAUGGCAUGCCACAAAUCUCGCGUUGGAACUGGUACACUCACGGUUUGCACCUCGAUCGCAUCUCUGGCGCCUUCCGCAAUCGCAUCCAGAUUGAGAGAUUUGUCGACAAGGUCACCCGUACAUGCUACAUCAUGCAACGAGACGAGUUCGUUGCUGGUGACGAAGCUCAACGCUUCCUUCUUAUCGACACUCUGGGAAGAGAAUACGAGGAGCUGGAAACAUCUCUUCGUGCAAACCACGCUUCCCACAUUGAUAUUCUCAACGCGCAAAUCGCAUGCCUCCAUCUCCGUCUAACAGCCUUCUUUGGUUCCCCUACGGCUCCGACCUACAAGUCCGAUCUCUCAGCGUUGUACAUUGCUGCGACAACAGUGCUUAAGACCUUCUUGGCUCUUCCUCCAAAUGUUGGAGUGCAUACUCCCGGCGGCGAACACCUCUCAGGACCUUACCAAUGCUUCGCAACCAAUUACAUGAUGCAAAUGCUCUUGGCCGCAGGCUUUACUCUGAUGAAGUUACUAAACUCAUUCUUCUCCAACAAAGUCGACGUCACCAGCGGCAGAACUCUGUUCCUGCAAACAGUCGCCGCCCUUCGCAAUCUCUCCGUCGCACCCAAUGACCUUCCCCAACGUCUCGCAGAAGUCCUCGCUCAAUUAUGGCAAGCCAAUGGCGGAGGCUCUACCAACAAACUCUACCCAGACUCUCCCAACUUCAUCCAGGACCCAGAACACUCUCUCCAACUCAAGGUCCGCUGCAGAAUGAGCAUGAGUCUACUCUACGACAGUGUCUGGAGAUGGAAAGAUCAUGUCGGCGCAGGAGCAUCAAAGAAUCUCGAUCGCGCUAUCCAGCAUCCUACUAUACCUACCGCUAUCCCCAACGCAGACACCACUAGUGAUGCGCUUCCGCCGUCUACCAUGGCGCCUGACCAAGACUUGACCUUGAGCGGUCUUGAGAACUGGGAGAAUCUUAAUUUUGCGGCCAAUGCGCCGUUUGAUUCUUUGGGCUGGGCAUUGGAUGGGUUCUUAGAUAUGCCUGAAGGGUUCAUGGCUUAG